Molecule: messenger RNA, 456 nt
Organism: Heterobilharzia americana
Lineage: Eukaryota; Metazoa; Platyhelminthes; Trematoda; Strigeidida; Schistosomatidae
Source: the annotation of a GenBank genome assembly
AUGCCCUUCAAACCCAGAGAAAUCAAAGGUUAUUACGAUGCCUAUGAAAUGGGUGGUAAUCCGGAAGGUUCCAGAGUCAGAGGUGGCGGUUUUGGCUCUUAUGGAAACACAAAUCAGCAAGACUACAAUAUGAAUCAAAACUUCUGUGGUCGUACACCAGGAAAUUAUGGAGAAAAUCCAAUGUAUGGGCAAGAUUUCAGUAAUGAACAAGAGGCGAUAUGGAUCCAUAUUCAAAUGAAUUUGGGAAUGAGAGAAGGGAUUACGGAGGCUCAUCGAGAAAUCAAGGAUGGGAACAACCUGGACCAUACAAUUUUUCAAACUCAAAUCGUUGGAAUAACUCCUUUGAUCAAUAUGAUAAUUCUAGAUACAGGAGAGAAUGGCGCUAGAGAACGUCUUUCAGUCUUUGUCAUCACAAUUUAUUCUUUAAGGACGUUGAAAUCAGAGAUCCUUCGUUAA